AUGUUUGCAACUCCACCACCGACCGCCAUCGCCUCCAAGGAAGAAGGUCAUGCUACCCCUACUACUCGUCUCCCCACCCGCUCCUCGUCCUCCAUCUUACCGCCUGACAACACUUGUAUAAGAGUACCAGAAUCGACCCCUAUCCAGGUCGACGGUCUCAGCUUUACCCUCUCCAGUCCUCUGGUAUCGUACCAGUUCCAUGUCGGCGACGAUGGAGACCUUAUUCACGACUACUUUGGGCCAUACACGCCAGAUCUUGUACGCGAACUGCCAGCAUCUCGCAAUGGCUGGCGUGGACCCCUUGCCAGGAGUCGCCGAGAGUUCCCAGACCAAGGUCGAGGGGACUUCAGGCUACCUGCUUUCCACAUUCGACAUGAUUCUGGUCAUACGGUAUCGCAAUUCGUAUAUGAGAGCUAUCAAGUCCUGGAAGGCAAGCCGCCUCUGGAAGGACUCCCUGCAACAUGGGGCGAUACUUCUUCUGUCUCUACCCUCCUCAUCCACCUCGUCGAUCGCCCUUCCUAUCUUCGCGCAACUCUGUCAUAUUCCAUUUUUCCCGACAUUGGCGCCAUCACCCGCAGCUUUGAGCUGAAGAAUAUCGGAGACGAGAAUGUCGUGUUGGAAAGGGCAAUGAGCUGGAGUGUGGAUAUGCCAGCGGCCGAGUGGGAGAUGGUGCAGCUUUCGGGCGAUUGGGCGAGAGAGGGAAAGGCUAUUAGACGUCCUGUCUACCCAGGUGUCCAAGGCUUUCAAAGUGCCACGGGCUACGCCUCCCAUUUCCACAACCCCUUUCUCGCACUCGUCCGCCCAGAAAGCACUGAAACGACAGGUUCAGCCUACGGCUUCAAUCUAAUCUACUCGGGUUCCCACGCCACCGAGGUCGAGCAGUUUACACCAGGAUUCACCAGAGUCCUCAUGGGAUUGAACCCGUUGCACCUUUCUUGGACUCUUGCGCCUGGCAAGACCUUUACGGCUCCCGAAUGUGCCGCUGUCUAUUCCGAGGAAGGCCUGGGAGGCAUGAGCCGUGCAUUCCACAGGCUCUAUCGGGGGCACCUCAUUAGAAGCCCCUGGGUGGACAAGCCCCGACCAGUCUUGAUCAACAACUGGGAAGCGACCUACUUUGACUUUACUGCUGGUGACAUCCAGGCUAUUGCAAAGACCGCCGUUGAUCUUGGCGUCAAGCUCUUCGUGCUCGAUGAUGGAUGGUUUGGCAAUGGUCAAACGCACGCUCGUGUAAACGAUGAACAGGGCUUGGGCGACUGGGAGCCCAAUGCGCAGCGGUUCCCCGACGGUCUGAGCAAGUUUGUCGACAGUAUCACUGCGCUCAAGACCACUGCACACGACAUUAUGAGAUUUGGAAUCUGGGUCGAGCCCGAGAUGGUCAACCCCCACUCUGCCUUGUAUGAAAACCAUUCCGACUGGGUCCUCUCCACCCCUGGGUACCCUCAAACAGAGCAGCGUAGCCAGCUGGUCCUCAACGUGGGUUUGCCUGAAGUACAAGAAUACAUCAUCUCCUUCAUGACAAAGCUGCUGGACAGUGCGCAAAUCACAUACGUCAAAUGGGACAACAAUCGCGGGAUGCACGAGAUGCCUCAUCCAUCCUCUGCGCAUCAAUACAUCCUGGGUCUCUACCACAUCCUUGACGUCUUGACGUCCCGCUUCCCAGAUGUGUUGUGGGAAGGCUGCGCUUCGGGUGGCGGGCGUUUCGACGCUGGUCUCAUGUACUACUGGCCUCAGAGCUGGACGUCCGACGAUACCGACGCGUACGAACGCCUCUUCAUACAAUUCGGCACCACCCUCCCAUACCCCGCCUCUACUAUGGGCGCACACGUCUCUACUGUGCCGAAUCAUCAGCUCGGGCGUACCACUCCUUUGGAGUUUCGCGCUCAUGUGGCGAUGAUGGGCGGAAGCUUUGGGUUUGAGCUGGAUCUUGGGACGUUGGAUGAUAAGGAGAAGGGAGAGGUCAGGGAACUGAUCAAGCUUGCGGAGAGGGUGAAUCCCCUAGUGGUUCAAGGGGUCAUGUACAAGCUUGCCUUGCCGGAGACGAGCAACUGGCCCGCCGCUCUCUUUGUCUCGCAAGACCGAUCCCAAGCCGUCCUUAUCGCCUUCCAAGUUCGCUCGACCAUCUCUCUCGUCGUGCCGCCACUCAAAAUGCAAGGACUGGAGGAAGAAGCGUUGUAUAGAGUAGAUGGAGAGAGGUAUCAGGGGUCGACAUUGAUCAAGGCGGGGCUGAGGGUGAACUGGAAGAAAGGUUCGAAGGGCGAUUAUGCCAGCAAGGUCAUCUGGCUAGAGAGGGAGUAG
Molecule: messenger RNA, 2295 nt
Organism: Cryptococcus wingfieldii CBS 7118
Lineage: Eukaryota; Fungi; Basidiomycota; Tremellomycetes; Tremellales; Cryptococcaceae
Exons: 3
Coding region: 1-2295 (764 amino acids)
Biological process (GO): carbohydrate catabolic process
Molecular function (GO): alpha-galactosidase activity
Source: RefSeq, a predicted model, not a curated record